This is a messenger RNA of Cooperia oncophora, 288 nucleotides long. NCBI's taxonomy places the organism in Eukaryota, Metazoa, Nematoda, Chromadorea, Rhabditida, Trichostrongylidae. The record is from the annotation of a GenBank genome assembly.
AUGGAUAUUCGUAAGCUCCUAAGAACAACUCUGGGCGAUGAUCGAUGUCGGUUCGACGACCAGUGUGGUCAAGGAGGACCACCACCUGGCAUACCAGGCAUACCAGGAGGACCAGCACCUGGCAUUCCAGGAGGUGCAGCACCUGGCAUACUAGGCAUACCAGGAGGACCACCUGGCAUACCUGACAUACCAGGAGGACCACCUGGCAGACCAGGAGGACCGAGGCAUAUCCAGCGACCAGCAGUGGCAUACCGUAAAGCAUGCCGCGAACUAGGCCAUACUGGAUGA